AUGCGUGCAAGUUUCAUUGAUAUCCAUCCGAAUGCAACAUGGUCAGAGAAUGGUACCACUGUUGCUGGAGGAAAUGGAGGAGGCAAUGAGACCAAUCAACUCGAGCGCCCGUCUGGUUUGUACGUCGACGAUGAUCUAAUGAUUUAUAUCGCUGAUCAGUGGAAUCAUCGCAUUGUGGAAUGGAAAUCUGGUGCAACAAAUGGGAAAGUAGUCGCUGGUGGAAAUGGAGCAGGAAAUCGACCUAAUCAAUUAAAUCUCCCGCAUGAUGUGAUUGUCGACAAAGAGAGCGAUAGUCUCAUCAUUAGUGAUACAGGGAAUGGCAGAGUAGUUCGAUGGCCUCAUCGAAAUGGUACUCAAGGAGAAACAAUUAUUGCAAAUAUCGCUUGCAGGGGUUUGACAAUGGACGACAAUGGAUGCCUCUAUGUCAUUGACGCUGAAAAACAUGGAGUGAGAAGAUAUACAAUUGGGUAUAAUCCAGAAACAGUGGUUGCAGUUGGCAAUGGAGAAGGAGAUCGUCUCGAUCAACUCUCUAACCCCUACUACGUAUUUGUCGAUCGAGCACAUUCAGUUUAUAUGUCUGAUCAUGGGAAUCAUCGUGUCAUGAAAUGGAGGAACGGUGCAACACAAGACAUUGUCGUAGCUGCUGGCCAAGAAAAUAGUCCUACACGAUUGUCUCGCCCUAAUGGAAUCGUCGUCGAUCAAUUGAGUACUGUCUAUGUGAUUGAUGGUGACAAUCAUCGAAUCAUGCGUUGGCCAAAAGAAGCCACCCCAGGAAGUGUCAUUAUUGGGGGAAACGGUUAUGGAGAACAGUCAAAUCAACUCGCUUAUCCCACAGGUUUAUCAUUCGAUCGAAAUGGUAAUCUCUAUGUCGUCGAAUACUUGACUCAUCGAGUAAAAAAAUUUAACAUCAAAUGA
This is a messenger RNA of Rotaria sp. Silwood1, 915 nucleotides long. The record is from the annotation of a GenBank genome assembly. NCBI's taxonomy places the organism in Eukaryota, Metazoa, Rotifera, Eurotatoria, Philodinida, Philodinidae.